This is a messenger RNA of Pygocentrus nattereri (red-bellied piranha), 1216 nucleotides long. RefSeq lists its product as uncharacterized. Bases 109 to 1128 code for a protein of 339 amino acids. The record is from RefSeq and is a predicted model, not a curated record. The transcript has 3 exons. NCBI's taxonomy places the organism in Eukaryota, Metazoa, Chordata, Actinopteri, Characiformes, Serrasalmidae.
AGUUGGACUCAACAAGGCGAUUUCCACGUUUUGUUCAGGCCGCUCCAAUUUUGUCAUUAGUAUUAUAAUUUUGCCACGGAACAACGAGAAAGGCAGUGCACAAAAAGGAUGCAUGUAACAAUUUUAAGGAGAGGGCAGAGUCUUGUCAUAGAAAAAUGCAGCAAGUGUUGCAGCAGUAAAUAUCACUGCCCAUUUUGUAAACCUCGAGUUUACCGUGCCGCCAUGGAACACCAGGUGCAAUACCAUGUCCGUAAUCAUUUAAGCCUGGCAGUUAAGCAUGAAGAGUUCUACAUAGUGAAAUGCAAUCUGUACUGCAGAAACCAGGCACAUUUUCACUGCUGCUAUUGUCCAACGACCAUUAUAAGGAGGGUUCAAAUAGUAAAACAUUUGACAGCAUGUAGAAAACGAUGCUUGAUUACAAAACCAGCCAUCAAGAUAGAACCAGGUGCCAUCACUGAUCCCGCCAUUAAAAGAAAAGCAGACACUUUCCAGAUCUGUCCAGAGAACCACUUUUCAGAACCAGCUGUCAAGACAGAACCAGACACAAUCCAGAUCUGUCCAGAGAACCACUUUUCAGAACCAGCUGUCAAGACAGAACCAGACACAAUCCAGAUCCGUCUAGAGAGCCACUUUUCAGAACCAGCUGUCAAGACAGAACCAGACACUUUCCAGAUCUGUCCAGAGAACCACUUUUCAGAACCAGCUGUCAAGACAGAACCAGACACAAUCCAGAUCUGUCUAGAGAGCCACUUUUCAGAACCAGCUGUCAAGACAGAACCAGACACAAUCGAGAUCUGUCCAGAGAGCCACCUUCCAGAACCAGCUGUCAAGACAGAACCAGACACAAUCCAGAUCUGUCUAGAGAGCCACUUUUCAGAACCAGCUGUCAAGACAGAAGCAGACACAAUCGAGAUCUGUCCAGAGAGCCACUUUCCAGAACCAGCUGUCAAGACAGAACCAGACACAAUCCAGAUCUGUCCAGAGAGCCGCUUUCCAGAACCAGCUGUCAAGACAGAACCACCCACUUUGACAAAAACAGUCAAGACAGAACAUGAUGCAACAACCAACCAGCCACCAGCCUUUCAGCACGUGCAUUCAGUGUACUAUAUUUUAAUAUACCCUAAUUAAUCUGAAAAUCCAGUGCGUUACAUCAACCUUCUUGAUGCCUUGUUAACAGUGCUUUGUCGUCCUUAAUAAAUAAAUAAUUAAUUCUAAA